Molecule: messenger RNA, 2575 nt
Organism: Drosophila kikkawai
Lineage: Eukaryota; Metazoa; Arthropoda; Insecta; Diptera; Drosophilidae
Gene: kdn
Product: citrate synthase
Biological process (GO): citrate metabolic process; tricarboxylic acid cycle; carbohydrate metabolic process
Cellular component (GO): mitochondrial matrix
Source: RefSeq, a predicted model, not a curated record
UUGUUCUCAUGCCUAGUUUUUCUUUCCCGACACUUGCAACGUGAAAUACAGUUAGCUUUACUUUGGCCAAAAAGAAGAAAAAAAACACGCGACAUGUACUCGCAACGCUUUGCCAGCGCCUUGCCGGCCGCCCACCUCCAGUGCCAGCGUCGCAGCUUGGCCAAGAAGUCCAUCUGGGACGCCAAGGGGUUUACGCUCCAUCGCCUGCUGUCCAAGAAGGAUGUCACAGCCACUGAACCGAACCAGGCUCAGGCGGAGGCAGUGCCAAAAACCAUUGAGGAGCAAAAGCAGAAACUGCCCAAUGUGGGAGCCUAUGUCCGCCUGAUUUCCGCCGAUGGACGCAGCCUGCGCGACGUUCUGGCCGCCAAGGUGCCCCAGGAGCAGGAGCGCGUAAAGAACUUCCGCAAGCAGCAUGGUGCCACCAAGAUGGGCGAGACCACCAUCGAUAUGAUGUAUGGCGGUAUGCGCGGCAUCAAGGCCCUGGUCACGGAGACAUCCGUGCUGGACGCCGACGAGGGUAUCCGUUUCCGUGGCCUCUCCAUUCCCGAGUGCCAGAAGGUUUUGCCCGCCGCCGAUGGUGGCACUGAGCCCCUGCCCGAGGGUCUCUUUUGGCUGCUGCUCACCGGUGAGGUGCCCACCAAGUCUCAGGUCCAACAGCUGUCCCGGGAGUGGGCCGAGCGUGCUGCCUUGCCCCAGCAUGUGGUCACCAUGUUGAAUAACAUGCCCACCACCCUGCAUCCCAUGUCGCAAUUUGCCGCCGCCGUCACUGCUUUGAAUCACGACAGCAAGUUCGCCAAGGCCUAUUCCGAUGGUGUGCACAAGAGCAAGUACUGGGAGUACGUCUAUGAGGACAGCAUGGAUCUGAUUGCCAAGCUGCCCGUGGUGGCGGCCACCAUUUACUGCAAUACCUAUCGCGGCGGCAAGGGUUCCCGCUCGAUUGACUCCAGCCUGGAUUGGUCGGCCAACUUUGUGAAGAUGCUUGGCUAUGACAACGCCCAGUUCACCGAACUGAUGCGUCUCUAUCUGACCAUCCACAGUGAUCACGAGGGUGGCAAUGUCUCCGCUCACACGGUUCAUUUGGUGGGCUCUGCCCUCAGUGAUCCCUAUCUGUCGUUUGCCGCCGGCAUGAACGGUCUGGCUGGUCCCCUGCACGGUCUGGCCAACCAGGAGGUGCUCGUUUGGCUGCGUAAGCUCCAGAAGGAGGCUGGUAAUAAUCCCUCGGAGGAGCAACUUAAGGAGUACAUCUGGAAGACCCUCAAGUCGGGACAGGUGGUGCCCGGCUAUGGUCAUGCCGUGCUCCGUAAGACCGAUCCUCGCUAUACCUGCCAGCGUGAGUUUGCCCUGAAGCAUCUGCCCGAAGAUGAGCUGUUCCAGCUGGUGUCGAAGAUCUACAAGGUGGUGCCACCAAUUCUAACUGAGACCGGCAAGGUGAAGAACCCCUGGCCGAAUGUAGAUGCCCAUUCCGGUGUCCUGCUGCAGUACUAUGGCAUGAAGGAGAUGAACUACUACACGGUGCUGUUUGGUGUGUCGCGUGCCCUUGGUGUUUUGGCCUCUUUGGUGUGGGACCGUGCCCUGGGCCUGCCCAUUGAGCGCCCCAAGUCCUUCUCCACCGAUCUGCUGGUCAAGAUGGUACAGAAGUAAAUUGCGAUUUGGUUUUGGGGGGCGGAGGGCAGGAGAUGGAGGAUGGAGUUUGGAGCUUGGAGUUUGGAGUUUGAGAAGCUGGAGAAGUUCAACAGAGGACGUAGAAGGCAAUUUGGAGAUGAAGCAGUAGAUUGUAACAGACGAGAGACGAGGAAGAGACGACGCUGAUAUUGAGAGUUGGAAACAUCAACCAAAUACGAACCAAUAGGAAAAAAUCCAGAAGAAAAAACACUGCAACAGCAAAACAAUAAGUUGGAAAUAAGGCCGAAACUUAUUUUUAGUAGUAAAAUAAUGUACGGAAAACAAGCCAGAAAACCACUUAAUUAAUUGUAUAAGCUAUAUAUACGAUUGGCUAUAUAUAUUUAUAUAAAAGAAAGGGACAAAGGCAGAAAAGAGAGAGAAAGAGAGAAAUAUGUUUGCGCCUAUUGUUUAUGUUUAGCAUUUCCCCCCUACUCCCACUUUUCCUCCUCUUAAUUUACUUUUACGUUUCCCUUUUUUUUUUUGCUGACCAACUAACCGACCUUAACCUAACCCCCCCUCCCAAAUCCCCACUUAAAGCUACGCCCCUGGACAAAGCCCACCAGCAGCACCUCCUCUACCACCCACCCCUCGCCUGAAAAAAAAACCUUAAAAAAAUUACUAACUUGAUAACAUUUUACGUUUAAUUUAACUAUAAUUUAUUAUGCAAACAAGAUACAAAAACGAGAAAUACAAUACAAAAACAAAUGUAAAGAAACCCACAAAAACAUCUGAAAAAAACUCAAUAAAAACAAAAAACAGAACAAUAAAUAAUAUUUAAAACCUAGAGUAGUUAUUGCCCUGAACACCUCUCUGAGGCUGAGGCUGCAUAAGCGUUCGUUCAUUCAUUCAUUGCCAUUGCAAGUGUAUUCGGAAAAGCAAAAAACUCGAGAAUAAACCUUAGCAAAACUUGAAA